This is a messenger RNA of Scylla paramamosain (green mud crab), 1985 nucleotides long. RefSeq names its product UDP-glycosyltransferase UGT5-like. Gene Ontology annotation, molecular function: UDP-glycosyltransferase activity. The record is from RefSeq and is a predicted model, not a curated record. The coding region runs from base 158 to 1693 and encodes 511 amino acids. Lineage: Eukaryota; Metazoa; Arthropoda; Malacostraca; Decapoda; Portunidae. The transcript has 11 exons.
UGUCUAUCUUAGUGGUUGCUGAGUCAUCGUGACUGCACGACAGACUUUUACCAUAUCUAUUGGAACAUAACGUGUGAUAAGGUACUGUGAGGUGGGCAGACGCAUACUUACCUCCUCAAUUUCCCAGUGUGGUUGUUCCUUGAUUGCCGCCAAUAAGAUGAGAUGGUGGGUAGCUGUGGUCGGCCUGCUGGCAGCUAUGCAGGUGAUAGAGGCCAGCAAGGUGCUCGUAUUGACUCCCAUAUCCUCCAAGAGUCACAAAAACUUUUAUAUGGGUAUCAUCAAUGCUCUGGCAGCCAGAGGUCACCAGAUCACAAUUUUAACACCUUACAAGGCAUCGAAGGUACACCAGAAUGUCCAGGAAGUUGUGCUACCACAGAUGGAACUCACCAACUUCAUACCAAACUUAUUUACUAGUGGCAAGUUUUCAGGCCCCUUCCAGUUAUCACUUAAAGCACCCCAGAUGUGUAAUGAUGCUUUGGCUGAUCCAAAAACUCAGAACCUGCUGAAAGAGAAGUAUGACUUGAUCAUGCUUGGCAUGUUCUUCUCUGACUGCUUGUUAUCCAUCGUUCAUCAAAUGAAAGUUCCUUAUGUCUAUCUGUGUCCAGCUGCACUUCAUGGACCCAUGGCACAAAUGGCAGGAAGUGUCACAUUUUCAUCAUUUGCCCAUAAUGCACUCUUCUACUACAAGCACCCAUACAGCUUCCUGGAGCGCAUGGUGCUUUCCCUCACAGAUGUUGCUUCAAAUACCAUAUUUGUUAAAUAUGUAACUAAUAUUAUAGAAAAAGAGUGCCGUCAACGAGGGUUAUGUCCUGAAGAUAUGCCAGCUUUCCCAGAAAUGCACCUAAACUCCAGCCUUACAUUGAUAAACAGUAUCAAAACAUUGGAAAUGCCUGCCCAGCCAUCUGUACCUACUACAGUGUAUUGUGGAGGAAUCCAUUGCCACCCAUCAAGUCCACUUCCUAAGGACCUGGAGGACUGGGUGGCAAGUUCUGGAGAGGAUGGGUUCAUCUUCUUCAGCUUGGGCUCAGCUGUAACCCCCUCCUCCAUGCCAGAAGAGUAUCGAAAAAUUUUAGUGCAAGUGUUUGGAUCACUUAAGCAGCAUGUCUUGUGGAAGUGGGACAAAGACACCAUGGAAGAUCUUCCCCCCAAUGUGCGCCUUGGAAAGUGGCUCCCACAACAGGAUAUACUUGGUCACCCUAAACUGAAGUUGUUCAUUACACACGGAGGAUUACUGAGCACCCUUGAGUCCAUGUAUCACGGUGUGCCUGUUUUGGGCAUGCCUGUGUUUGCAGACCAGCAUUCAAACAUGUUUGAAGUGGAAAAGAAUGGAUGGGGAAAAGUUCUCCUCUGGGAGGAAUUAACUCCUGAAGCACUAACAGAGAAAAUAUUUGAAGUCAUGAAUGAUAAAAGCCUGAAGGAAGAGGCACAGCGAAGAUCAUUGGUUAUGAUGGACCAAGCUCAGAGACCUGAAGACGUUGCCGUGUACUGGUUGGAGUAUGUAAUUCGUCACCACGGAGCACCACACCUUGUUAGCCCUGUUCGAUCAAUGCCAUGGUAUCAGCUGUACAAUGUAGAUGUCUGGAUCACUGUUGUGGUGGCACUGCUGCUCUUCUUUUAUGUGUCCUUUCAAAUUCUCCGUUUCCUGUGUCACUUGCUGUUUUGUAGCAAAAAUAGAAAGCAGAAAUCUGACUAAAACUAACCAGCAUUAUCAAAUGUUUUACUUGUAAAUAUGUUUGAAGAGGUUAAUGAAUGAUUCUGAACAACUAAUUUACUGAACUAUUAAUUUAAUGCAGUGGAAGUGGAUGUAUGCAGCAACAUGUGUACUAUAUACCCAUAAUGUUAUAUUUCUGAUAGUGAUAAAACAUUGUUUCCCUAAUCACAGAAUUUUUUAACUACUACUAUUACCACUACUACUACUACUACUACUACUAUUAAUGAACAUAUAAUAUAUGACUUACCUUAAAUGAAGGAGGUUCUUUAUAAAA